Tachysurus vachellii is the source of this 2437-nucleotide messenger RNA. It is a transcript of the gene pus7l, whose product is annotated as pseudouridine synthase 7 like. NCBI's taxonomy places the organism in Eukaryota, Metazoa, Chordata, Actinopteri, Siluriformes, Bagridae. Gene Ontology annotation, biological process: pseudouridine synthesis. The coding region runs from base 239 to 2191 and encodes 650 amino acids. Gene Ontology annotation, cellular component: nucleus. The record is from RefSeq and is a predicted model, not a curated record. Gene Ontology annotation, molecular function: pseudouridine synthase activity; RNA binding. The transcript is spliced from 8 exons.
GAAUGCAACACGUCAAUGAGGAAGAGAAAACCGUGCGAAAGGUCACCUUUCACAUUGUACUAUACAAUCAGCCCUUUCUAUAGUGACACAACAGAAGACAUGAGAUAUAACUCGAGUUAUGAAGAUACUUUAAUGAACAUAAAAGCUGUGAUUAUUGCCCUGGACUGAUUUCUCCUUUCAUUUCCGCCUAUAAAGCUGUCACGUGAUCUGUCACGUGUGGCUUACUUGAGAUGCCAGAAUGGAUGGAGGAGGGACACCAUCACCGUGCUGCAGGUCUGCUCAUGAAGGCUUUCAUGGCACCAUCAAGAACUCCACCCAGGACUUUGUAGUGACUGAGAUAGAUGUUCAUGGGCAACUUGUGAACAGCCCAGAAGCUCUCGAGGAACCUGUGAAGAUCAAGAAUGAUGCUGAGGUUAGAGAUUGUCCUCACACAGACAAAAUCCUGACAGAGGAAACACCUCCUGAUGUUGACUUGAGUGGUGGUGAAGCUUUGAGUCAGGACUCUUUUGACCUGAGUGUAAUUCUGAGCUGCUCGGUAAGUAAGAACUUGGAGCAGUUCGCCAGCGAGGUCCAGGGUUGUCAUGAGGUGCAGAAGAACUUAGAAAUGUCCCUUGGAGCCUUUCCAGACAAACCACAGCGAGCCGUUGUGCACAGCGCAGUAAAGUACAAUUACCCUUUUCUCAUGACGGUCACCAACCGUGACGAGAUCCUGGUCAGAGAGGACCCAGACUUCAGAGAACUCUCACAUCUAGUAUCCGUGCAAGAAGCGGAGGAUUUCUUCAGGUAUAAAGAUGCCAAAGUUCCUGGCUCCACAUUCAGCUUCUUGCCUGAUGACAUCAAGGAGCACCGGACGUCUGUACACCAUUUUGUGAGCAGAAAGUUUGGAAAGCUGAUGGAGACGAAGAGCUUCGUGACGCAUGGAGGAACUGCUAUAACAGUGAGGCUAAGAGAGCGAGGAGGACCGGCCAGGAAGAGGACGGCAGCAGAUCGGGAGGAGAAGGAUAUCUACACAGGUUUCACCCUAAGAAAAGAAAACCUUGAGACCUUAGAGGCCAUCAGCUAUAUGGCAGCAGUUCUUGGAGUUCUUCCAUCUGAUUUCUCCUACGCUGGCAUCAAAGACAAGCGAGCCAUCACCUAUCAGUCCAUGGUUGUAAAGAAGAUCUCUCCAGAACGGCUGCUGGAGAAGGCCUACAUGUUUGAGAGGAAAGGAAUACAAGUGUCUAAAGUCUACCUGGUAUCCGAACCCCUUCGGCUCGGAAGGCUAGCAGGCAACCGUUUUGACCUUGUUGUCCGGGACCUGAAGCCCCACAAAAGUAGUUCAGUAGAUCUAGAAAGUCUUGUGAAAGAGGCAGUGGAGAACGUAAAGACUCGAGGGUUUGUGAACUAUUAUGGACCGCAGAGGUUUGGGACUUGCCAGAAGGUUCAAGCAGACCAAGUGGGACUUGCUCUCCUGAAAGAGGACACGAAUACAGCUCUCAGGUUGUUUCUGAGUCCAGAGGAAGGUGAUGACCUCGAAAAUAAAGCCAAGCAACAUUUCCAUCAGACAGGGAAUGCCAAAGAAAGCCUGGCUCUGAUGCCCCCACACAAGGCCAGAGAGAGGAUGAUGCUACGAGCUCUGCACCGCUACGGCAGCGGCCCCGAAGGCAGCAGUAACGCCUGGCUUAGCCUGCCGCACGGGAUGAGGGUCUUUUACCUCCACGCCUACUGCAGUCGUGUGUGGAAUGAAGCAGCAUGUUUCAGGCUGCGGACUCUAGGAGUGAGACCUGUACAGGGAGACCUGGUCUUAGCUGUGGCAGAAGCAGCAGAGGAAGAGACCCAUGCAUCACAGGUCCACGUUGUUACAGGUGCAGAAGAGCAGAACUGUGUUUUUUCACUAGAUCAGGUGGUCCUUCCAAUGCCAGGCAACAGUGUGAAGUACCCAGAGAACACGGUCGGCUCAUGGUACAAGGAAAGACUGGGACAGGACGGCCUUGGGUCCUGUAGAUUCAGAAUCCCCUCGCUGAAACUCAACGUCCCAGGCUGCUAUCGCCCCCUACUGUCUUACCCCCGUAAUGUCUCCUACAGCCUACACCCUGAGGAGGACACGCAGGACACUGGGCCCUGCAGAACCAAACUGGUGCUCUCUUUUAACCUGAAUGCCUCCUGUUAUGCAACAGUGUGUCUCCGAGAAAUCAUGAAGUGUGACCCGUAGGAGCCCCUUGAUAAGCGUCAGGUUGGGUUUCAGUACCACACUCGACUGGACAACAGGAUGUCGGCGAUGCAGGGAAACAUGUGGCCAAUGUUUUAUAUGGAGUUUAUGAGGGAGCUGAUAAUGAUCAAGAAAAAGACUUAAAAGAUGGUGAUGAAAUGUCAGAAAUAAUGCUAUGACAAUACAGAUACUUUUAUAUCUGUUUAUUUUGAAUCAAAUGUCAUAAUAAAUAAUCAGUGUGCAGACGAA